CAAGUGAUUUGAUAAUGAACAUGGUUUGGUUGUUGAAACUAAUGCAGGGAACAAGGCUUGGAAGCUCAGAUCCAAAAGGAUGUUUCAAUAUCGGACUACCAUCAGGGAAAUCGCUCUUUCAGAUUCAAGCAGAGAGAAUCUUGUGUGUUCAAAGACUUGCUGCUCAAGUAGUGAGUGAAGGUCCAAUUCGUCCAGUUACAAUACAUUGGUAUAUUAUGACUAGUCCAUUUACUGAUGAAGCGACACGAAAAUAUUUCUCGAGUCAUAAGUACUUUGGUCUUGAACCAGAUCAAAUCAGUUUUUUUCCAACAAGGUACAUUGCCUUGCGUUACAAAGGAUGGAAAGUUUAUCAUGGAGACACCUUUCAGUCUAAAGCUCCAGAUGGUAACGGGGGAGUCUAUGCAGCACUAAAGUGUUCAAGGUUACUAGAGGAUAUGGCUUCUAGGGGAAUUAAAUAUGUUCGAGUAGCUGAUCCUACAUUUCUUGGAUACUUUAUCGACAAAGGGGCUGCUUCGGCUGCGAAAGUUGUGCGGAAGGCAUAUCCUCAAGAACAGGUAGGAGUAUUUGUUAGAAGAGGCAAAGGCGGACCGUUGACAGUAGUUGAGUAUAGUGAACUUGAUCAGUCUAUGGCUUCUGCUAUUAAUCAACGAACAGGCCGUCUUCAAUAUUGCUGGAGUAACGUGUGCUUACACAUGUUUACUUUAGAUUUCCUUAAUCAAGUCGCGACCGGCCUAGAAAAAGACAGCGUCUACCAUUUGGCGGAGAAGAAGAUACCAUCUAUGAAUGGAUACACAAUGGGACUAAAACUCGAACAAUUUAUUUUCGAUUCGUUUCCAUAUGCUCCUUCAACCGCACUCUUUGAGGUAUUAAGGGAAGAGGAGUUUGCACCAGUAAAGAACGUGAACGGGUCGAAUUUCGAUACACCGGAAAGUGCGAGGCUUUUGGUUCUAAGGCUACACACACGUUGGGUUAUAGCAGCUGGUGGAUUUCUAACACAUUCUGUGCCUUUAUAUGCAACUGGUGUAGAGGUUUCACCUUUGUGCUCAUACGCCGGAGAAAAUCUUGAAGCUAUUUGUCGAGGAAGAACGUUUCAUGCACCUUGUGAAAUAUCCCUCUAAUGGUUUUUUGUUUUUGUUUUGGGGUAUUAAAAUGUUUUCUUUGUU
This is a messenger RNA of Arabidopsis arenosa, 1163 nucleotides long. Lineage: Eukaryota; Viridiplantae; Streptophyta; Magnoliopsida; Brassicales; Brassicaceae. The record is from the annotation of a GenBank genome assembly.